UUGUAGAACAAGAUCAUGGCUUGUUCUAUUAUAUAAGCAUCUUUGAAUUACACAAAGCAGUAAAAUGCACUUAUUUUGUCUUGUGUAACCAGUUUCUGGAAGUACUGUUUACAGUGGUUUUUUAUCCUGCCAUCCAAAGGGCACUGACAGUGAGGCAGCAGGAUGAAGGUGGAGUGGUGUAGUCGACUUGCCCUUUGCUCCAAGACAACCAGCCAGACCUUUCUGCUUGGAGGAGUGUUCAUUGUGUUGGGUUCGAGUCGAAUCCUCCUGAUGAAGUAUUCUGCCAAUGAAGAUAACAAGUAUGAUUAUCUUCCUACAACAGUGAACAUGUGUUCUGAAGUAGUAAAACUGGUCCUAUGUGUAGUGUUGGCAGUCUGGAAUAGGAAAAAAGAAAAGAGUUGUAUGGAUCAUCUCUCUGAAUGUUUUUCCUGGAAGAAUGUAUGCAAUUCCAUGAAAUGGUCAAUUCCUGCCUUUCUUUACUUUUUGGAUAACUUGAUUGUCUUCUAUGUACUGUCCUACCUCCAGCCAGCAAUGGCUGUACUCUUCUCAAAUUUUGUCAUUAUAACAACAGCUCUUCUCUUCAGGAUAGUGCUAAAGCGAAGACUCUCUUGGGUACAGUGGGCAUCUCUGGUGAUUUUAUUCCUGUCCAUCGUUGCCCUGACUCGAGGAACUGGAGGCCAUCAGCACAGCUUGGCUGCACAUGGAUUUCAUCACAGUAUGUUUUUUGGGCCAUCUAACCACUGCCUUCUCGCUACUGGACCUGAGGAAGCAUGUGCGGAAAAGGGCAUCUGUCCAGCACCAAGUUUCCUUCACAGCUUCCAGUGGAAUGUGACCGGUACCAUGGCAGGAGCAUUGAAGCCUCUCCGCCUCAGCCUGGGCCAUCUGCUUAUUCUAGUGCAGUGUUUUGUGUCUGCCCUGGCUAACAUCUACAAUGAAAAGAUGCUGAAAGAUGUGGAUCAGCUUGGGGAAAGCAUCUUCACACAGAACAGCAAACUCUAUGCCUUUGGAGUGCUGUUCAAUGGGCUCAUGCUGGCACUGCAGGCUAAGGACCGGAGGCAGAUAGGGAACUGUGGCUUCUUUUAUGGGCACAACAUCUUCUCCGUGGCUCUUAUAUUUGUCACAGCUUUCCUGGGGCUGUCUGUAGCCUUCAUCUUGAAGUUCCGAGACAACAUGUUCCAUGUUAUGACUGCUCAGAUCAACACUGUCAUCAUCACCACUGUGUCUUUUGUCAUCUUUGACUUUAGGCCUUCUCUAGAGUUCUUUUUGGAAGCUCCUGUAGUGCUUCUCUCCAUAUUCAUUUAUAAUGCCACUAAAGCAAGAGGCUUGGAAUACGCCAGUCUGAGGGAAAGGGGAAAACUCAUCAAAGGAGAUGCAUGGGAAAGAUCAAGUGGGGAUGGAGAGGAAUUUGAGAGGUUGAACAAACCAAGCAGUGACAUCGAUACAGAUGAAGAUUCCCUCUAGCAUGAAGCUGUCUUGGAGCAGUGCUAUCGCUCACAGUGAGAGAGAGCUAAUCUUUUAUUAACAUAGGGAGGAGUUGUUUUUCCCCACUGACAGACUAUUUGGAACUGUUUUGGGGCUGGAUGUCAAAUGUGGAUGAGGACAAUAUUCAAGCUGUAUAUAUGGAAAGUUGUAUUCAUUUGUGCCUGUCUCCCAGUGUCUGGGGAAAUCAAAGUCUGGAAUGCAGCUGGUGAAUUUUACAUGCAGCUUACGUGGCCUAACUUUGAAAGAGCUUGAAUAAAACAAAAGUUUAUUAAACAUA
Melospiza georgiana is the source of this 1759-nucleotide messenger RNA. RefSeq names its product solute carrier family 35 member A5 (gene SLC35A5). The transcript has 6 exons. Gene Ontology annotation, biological process: pyrimidine nucleotide-sugar transmembrane transport. Gene Ontology annotation, cellular component: Golgi membrane. Bases 163 to 1461 code for a protein of 432 amino acids. Gene Ontology annotation, molecular function: pyrimidine nucleotide-sugar transmembrane transporter activity. The record is from RefSeq and is a predicted model, not a curated record. NCBI's taxonomy places the organism in Eukaryota, Metazoa, Chordata, Aves, Passeriformes, Passerellidae.